Molecule: messenger RNA, 2429 nt
Organism: Grus americana (Whooping crane)
Lineage: Eukaryota; Metazoa; Chordata; Aves; Gruiformes; Gruidae
Product: GRB10-interacting GYF protein 1-like
Exons: 12
Coding region: 20-1336 (438 amino acids)
Molecular function (GO): protein binding
Source: RefSeq, a predicted model, not a curated record
CCCCUUCACCCCGCAGGAGAUGGGCGAGUGGUUCCAGGCCGGGUACUUCCCCAUGGCGCUGCUGGUGAAACGCGGCUGCGACGAGGGGUUCCAGCCCCUGGGCGACGUCAUCAAGAUGUGGGGGCGCGUCCCCUUCGCCCCCGGGCCCUCCCCGCCCCCCCUGCUGACCCCCCCCCCCGGCCCCCCCCAGACCCCCCCGGCCCAGGAGCGGCUGAAGCAGCAGCAGGACCUGGCGGCCCUUUACCAGCAGCUCCAGCACCAGCAAUUCCUGCAGCUCCUCGGCCGGCAGCCGCUGGGCCCCUGCCCCCCCCCCCAAAAAACAGGGGAGCUGACGCCGCAGCAGCUGGGGGCUCUGCUGCAGCAACUGCAGGUGCUGAAACCAAGGCAGGGGGAACCCAACCUGCUGCGGUCGCUGUCGCUGCCGGAGGCGACGCCGCUCUGGGACCCCUCGCAGGCCCCCGGCAGCGAUUCGGCGCUGUGGGAGCUGCCCCUCGGCUCCCCCCCCCCGAGCCCCAUCCUGGAGCAGCUGCAGCUGCAGCACAAGCUGCAGGAGCUCCGAGCCCGGCGGGAGGAAGACGACCAGCGGAAACGGCGGCAGGAGGAAGAGCUGCGGCGCAAGCAGUGCCGGCAGCAGGAGACGCUGCUGAAGCUGCUGCAGCAGAGCGGGGUUCCCAGGGGGGGUCCCCAAAACUGGACCCUGCCCAAGACCCCCCCCGGCCCAGACGGCGAGUGGCCCCCCCCCAAGGCGCAGCGGGGACCCCGGGCCGUGGGGGCCCUGUGGGGGCCGGAGCUGUGGCCCCCCCCCGAGAAGAGCCCCCCGGCCUGGGAGGAGAGCGGGGCUGGGGGGGGGCUCCUGCGCGGUGGGGGGGGCGGCAAGGGCGGCCGGGGUGGCCCCCCCCCGGGGCCGAGUGGGCGUGGCCCGGAGGAGGCGGCGCUGCUGAAGCUGCUGCGGGGGCUGCCCCGCCCCCCCCCCGACGCCCUCGCCCAUUGGUGCCAGGCGGCGCUGCAGGCGCUGGGGGGGGGCACCGGUACGGGGGGGGGGGCCAGCCCCUCCCCCCGUGGAGGCCUGGCCCCGCCCCCCCACGGACCCGCCCGAGGCUCAGCCCUUCCCCCGCCCGCUGAUGGAGCGACGGGGCCGCCCCCCGGCCCCCCCCCGCGGCCCCCAGGAAGCGUGGUUGGGGGCAGGGCUGCUGCCUGUGCCCCCCUUCGGCCCUGGGGCAAAGCCCCCCCCCACGGAGGGGCCCGUGGGGGGGAGGGGGAAAUCGCGCCCCCCCCUGCUGCUGCUGCACAGCGACCCCAGCAUCCUGGGCUACUCGCUGCAUGGCCCCGGGGGUGAGGUGGAGACAGUGGAGGAGUACUGAGCCCCACGGCCGCCCCACGGCCGCCCCACGGGCCACCGCCCCGGCGCCCCACCAAGCACCUUAUGGCCGACACGACCGACCCAGCUGCACUUUAGCGCCAGAGCUGCCCCACGGCGCCGCCCCACAAGCCGGAGCCCCACAGCCGGGUCAGGGCUGCCCCACAGAAAGGGGUCUUGGAGCUGCCCCAUGGAUGGAGCCGCAGCCGCUGCCCCACGGACAAACACCGGCCCCACGGCGAGACAGGACGGAGCCACCCCAUAGGGACUGGAGCUGCCCCACGGACACCGGAGCUGCCCCACGGCGGAGCUGGACUCGUUGCACAAGGGCCCCCCUGCAGCCCCCCAAGUCCCCCCUGCAGCCCCCCAAGUCCCCCCUCCCCAGGGCCGUGUUUACAGCCCCCCCCCCCCCCGGGGGCAGCCAGGCCCCGCCCACUCCCCGCUGAACCACGCCCCCUCCGCCUGGCCACACCCCUUCACUGGGCCCCGCCCCCCGCCGGAGCCCCGCCCCCUUUUGUCGUGUGUUGCUGGGGGGGGGAGGAGCAGCUGUGAUUUGGGGGGGAAUUUGUGCGGUUUUGGUAAUUUUUUUUCAUUUUUUUAAGGGAAAGACGGGUUGGUGCCACCCCUCCCCCCUCAGCAUGUGCCACCCCUCCCCCCCCCCCCAAAUCAGCGAUUUUGGGGUUUUUUAACGCGGAAAAAGUGCUGCCCUCCCCUCCCCCCCCCCCCCAGCAAUACAGACGGAGCCCCCUUGCCCCUACCCCCACCCACGUGCCAACCCCUCCCCCACCGGGGGCGGCGCUGUUGAAUGUAAAGGGAGGGAGGAAAGCCCCUCCCCCAACCCCUCCCCCACCCUGGGCCGCCAGCCUCUACCUCCCGCGGGGGGGUGGGGGGGUGUCGGGGGUCGGUGCCCGGCUUCCCCCCCCCUCCCCCCCUUCCUACUGAGAGUGGCAAAAUGUUUACAGGCCCCUCCCCCACCCGGGGCCCCUCCCCCACCCCCGGAUCCCCUGUGAAUAGUCCCUGUACGUACCCCCCCCCCCCCAAUAAAGACCUCGGUGCAGCCGCGUGGGAUUCG